Molecule: messenger RNA, 2385 nt
Organism: Aureococcus anophagefferens
Lineage: Eukaryota; Pelagophyceae; Pelagomonadales; Pelagomonadaceae
Exons: 2
Coding region: 1-2385 (794 amino acids)
Molecular function (GO): protein binding
Source: RefSeq, a predicted model, not a curated record
AUGGGCGCGCCGCGCGCGUUGAUGGGCCUCUGCCGCGGCCCGACGCUCGACACGCAGCUCCUGAAAGCGGCCGUGGCCGCGGAGCAGGGGCUGCCGCUCCACAACUCCGUCGGCCUCACCGCUUUGCACUGCCUCUGCGAGAACGAGGCCGUCACCGCGGCGGCCCUCGAGGCCGUGCUGCCCUGCGGGCCCCGGGACCUCGCGCUGGCGCGGGAUCGCUGCGCGACGUCGCCCCUGGACCUGCUCUGCCGCAACGGGGCCGUGAGCGUCGCGAUGCUCGAGGUCGUGCUCGCCUGGUGCGGCCCGGAGCUCGUGGAGGACCGCUGCGGGUCGGCGCUCCACGUGCUCUGCGCGGCGCGCUGCGCGACGGCGGCGGCGCUCGAGGAGUUCCGCUCUCCGGAAUAUUUCAAAGCGCUCUGCACGCGCGCGCCGAAGGGCGCGUUCGUCGCCGGCGCGACGCCCCUGCGGACGUUCUGCGAGAACGAGGCCGCGUCGCUGGACGCGCUCGAGGUGGUCCUGAAUUUCACGCCGAGCUCCAUAGACGAGGUCGACGACGCCGGCGCCGGUCCCCUCCAUUAUCUCUGCGCCAACGCGGCGACGACGCCGGAGAUGCUCCGCAGGUUCCUCGCGCAUUGCAAGAGCAUCCCAUCCGCCAUCGAGGCGGUCGACGAGGACGGCUGGACGCCGCUCCACUACCUCUGCCGGCGGCCGGGCGCGUCCGCCGCGCUCGUGCGCGCCCUCGUCGCCGCGGGGCCCGGCGCCGCGGCCGCGGUCGACGACGAGGGCAUGGCGCCCCUGCACUACCUGUGCUGGAACGAGCGCGCGGAGCCAGGAGCAGUAUUAGCAUUGCUCGACGCGGCGCCGGACGUCGCGGCCCUGCGGGACGCCGAGGGCGCGACGCCCGCGCGCUACCUCGCCAAGACGCCGAGUCUGUGCUCCUUCGACCUGCUCAAGCGCGUCGCGGCGCGCGGCGUCGGCGACGCCAAAGUCGACGCGAGGCUCGUCGAGCUCAAGGACGCGGCGGCCGCGGCGCGCGUCGCGGAGCUGCGGGACCGCGUCGCGGCGACGGCGGACGCGCACGCCGCCGCCUGGCGGGCCCUGGCGAAGCAGCAGCUCGACCGCGGCGAGUGCGCGGAGUGCCUGCGGCUCUUCGCCGAGGGCGCCGCGCGCUGCCCCGGCAACUUCGCGCUGGCCCACCGCGGCGCGACCUUCGCGCUCUUCGCCGAGCAGACGGCGGACCGCGUCGCCCUCGGGCCCUUUGCCGUCGCCGCGGCCCUGGGCGAAGGCGACGUCGCGCCGGAUCGGUCGCCGGACUACGGCGGCGACGCGCUCGCCGUCUACCGGGGCGCCGUCGCCGACGCGGGCGCGUGCCGCCGCCUCGGCGACGCCGUGGAGGCGGCGGCGACGGCCGCCUGGCUCGAGCGGCGCCGCGCGGGCGCGACGGACCACGCGGUCUACGACGUCCCCGCGACGGACCUGCCGGAGCCCGCGCGGGGCUACGUCCGCGCGCUCGUCGCGUCGCUCGCGGCGCGGGCGACGCUCCUGUUCCCGGGGACCUUCGCGGGGGCGCCGGCGCGCGUGCUCGACUGCUUCUUCGUCCGCUACGACGCGGAGCGAUGCUUCGCGGAGAUGCGGGACCACGUCGACGAGUCGGCGGUCUCCGUGUCGCUGGCGCUCAACGACGCCGGCGACUACGACGGCGGCGGCCUGCACGUCGCCGCGGCGGGGAACGUGCUCAACGGGCCGGCGGGGUCCGUGUUCUGCUUCCCGGGCGCGAUCACGCACGGCGGCGUCGCGGUGACGCGCGGCACGCGGCGCAUUCUCUCCCUCUUCCUCGUCCCCGACGCCAACCGCCUUGCUGCGCAGCUGCUCGCCGUCGCGCUGCUCGCCGCCGGCGCGCGCGCGCUCGUCGCGCCGCAGCGCGCUGCACCUCGAUUCGUCGCGCUCCGCGCGUCGGCCGCGGCGACCGCCGAGCUGCGCGAGCGCGUGCGGGGCCUGCUCGACGGCCUCGCGGGCAACCUCGCCGACGGCGCGGCCAUGCCGGAGUCGGCGGCGCGGCUCGAGGCGGCCUACGGCGCCGACGCCUACGACGCCAUGUACGUCGGCCUGCUCGAGUGCUUCAUGGACCUCAAAAUCGACUUCGACAUGGGCGACGACGACGACGUGCUGCGGCCGACGGCGCACGCGUGCACGGAUCCCGCCGACGCGGUGACGCGGGCGAAGCUCGCGCCGCUCUACGCGCAGGCCAUGGGCAUGAUCGACGGCAGCGAGCCCCAGGUGAAAUUGGACAUCUGGCGGCUCGUCGUCGACAAGCUCGCGGCGCGGGUGGACAUGGAGAACCAGGAGUUCGGCGCCUGGGCCGCCGGCGUCCUCCAAGGGGGCUAA